AUGGAUCAAAUUAAUGUCAAGCAUCGUUACAAUCAAUUUGAUUCUUCAGAUUUUGACAUGUCUGACGCCCAACAAGAGCAUGCUUUGGCUGUUGAACGUCUUGCACCAAGUUUAGCUGCUCUCAGGAUUGAACUUUGCCCUGGGCACAUGAGUGAGGGUUGCUUCUGGAAGAUAUAUUUUGUACUUCUGCACCCUAGACUAAAUAAAGAUGAUGCUGAGCUUUUGUCAACUCCCCAAAUAGUGGAAGCGAGAGCAAUGUUAGCACACGAGUUAAAGAACAGAGCUGAGGCAAAGCCAGAAUCAGUUCACUCUUUAAUUGGCUCUUCUGAUUCAAAUAAAAUUGCUGGAAGUGAUGCUUAUUUAAGUGAAACUGUUGAAGCACCAACUGGCUCAAAAUCUGAAUCAGUGUCACUGAAGACAUCUGCCUUUGAUGCAGCCCCUUCUGUAGCAACAGCUGAAUUUGAAACAGAGAAGCACUCAGUUCAAACUACUGAGAUGCAGGUUAUUGACAAGUCCGUUGUCAAGGAAGUGCCUGUGGACACCAAACAUCAACAUGCACUAUCUAGUUCCUCUGCUGGAGUUUCAGAUGAGAAGUUUGAGGAUGAUGGUGAUGAUUGGUUGAAAGAGGAAAGCUCAGAAGUUGUUGGUGUGAGUGGUUCCAAAAUGCAUCUUGGAAAUGAUGAGGAUGUAUCGUUCAGUGAUCUUGAGGAGGAAGAUGAAGAGGUGCCUCCAAGUUAUAAGAAAGCAACAUCUGGCUCUGAUUCUUCAACAAAAGAUUCACGGGAUUGGGUUCAGCUAGGCAGAAGCUCUGCUGAUUCAGCUAAGGAUAUUAAUUCUGUUGGUGAUCAACAUGCUGGGUCUCAGAAGGUAAGUGCUCGCAAUCCUGAGAGCAAGGAAUCCAAUGACUGGCUUGAUGUUGAUGACAUUGAUGAGAUGUGAUAUACCAUAAGAGCCUUUGGGAUUGUAUGUAUCAUGCAUUCUUAUUGCUAACUUCUUGUGAAUAGAUUGCAUAUUUGGUUUCUUCAUUUGAAAUUAGGAUUUGGGUGCUGUAUGUUUGUAAAUAAAGCCCUAUCGAAUUGGACGAUAAUGUGCACCUGAAUUUUAAUCGUUAUUAAUUAAGCACGAUGAUAUGAAAAGUA
Pistacia vera is the source of this 1139-nucleotide messenger RNA. RefSeq lists its product as uncharacterized. NCBI's taxonomy places the organism in Eukaryota, Viridiplantae, Streptophyta, Magnoliopsida, Sapindales, Anacardiaceae. The transcript has 2 exons. Bases 1 to 939 code for a protein of 312 amino acids. The record is from RefSeq and is a predicted model, not a curated record.